Gadus macrocephalus (Pacific cod) is the source of this 5632-nucleotide messenger RNA. RefSeq names its product protogenin B-like. The coding region runs from base 62 to 3616 and encodes 1184 amino acids. Gene Ontology annotation, biological process: axon guidance; cell-cell adhesion. Gene Ontology annotation, cellular component: axon; plasma membrane. The record is from RefSeq and is a predicted model, not a curated record. NCBI's taxonomy places the organism in Eukaryota, Metazoa, Chordata, Actinopteri, Gadiformes, Gadidae. The transcript is spliced from 19 exons. Gene Ontology annotation, molecular function: protein binding.
UGAUCUGGGAGCCGCGGAGAGCGGCCGCGGAGAGGGGGACAUGACAGAGCGACUCGGAUAAAUGGCAAAUUUCAAAAUGAAGACCUUCCGGCUACGGGUGUUUUUUGUUUGGUGUUUUUUCCCUCUAUCCAGUGUUUUAUGUUUUAGUGAGUUAUCGUUCAUCACAGAGCCCAGUGAUAUCACUGUCUUACCAAAGGACUCAGCUGUGCUGGACUGCCUGGCUCAUGGGCAGCCCCCAGUCACCAUGAAGUGGCUUAAAAACGGAGUACCUAUGGCAGCAAGCGAACAUGCACAGUUCCUGCCCAACGGCUCCUUGUACAUACCGACCGUGAAGAACGACAGGGGGGACUCUGACGAAGGAUUCUAUCAGUGCCUUUCUCAGAACAAAUAUGGAGCUAUACUCAGCCAAAGAUCACGCCUGACCAUCGCAAGUAUUUCUGAAUUCCUGGCCCAUCCUGUGCCUGCGGGGGUCUCUGAGGGGUCGGUGGCUCGGUUCUGGUGCGCCGUCGCUGCCAGCCCUCAGGCCACCAUCACCUGGGAGCUCAAUCAAAGUCUGUUACCCCUGGAGACCGACAGAAUCACAAUCUUACCAAAUGGAGUGCUUCAGAUCCAGAAAGCACGGUUGGAAGACGCCGGACAAUACCGCUGCGUGGCGACCAACAUUGGCAAUCGCAUGAAGAGCAAAGAGGCUACUCUGACGGUCCACCAGGGGACAGCCCCUAAAUCUCGCCAGAAGCCCAGAAUCAUCGCUGGACCCCAGAACGUCACGGCGGCCAUGCAUCAAACGGUCGUCCUGGAGUGCGUCGCUACCGGCAACCCUCAGCCAAUCAUCUCGUGGAGCCGGGCGGACAGCAAGCCCAUCGACGUCUACAACGCCAAGGUGCUGGGCAGCGGCAACCUGGUGCUCACCGACGUCAAGCCCCAGCACAGCGGCAUCUACCUCUGCAGGGCGACCACCCCGGGCACCCGCAACCACACCCUAGCCUCCGCCAGCCUCACCGUCAUGGUGCGUCCGUCCAUUGUUGAGAGGCCAGAGAGCCAGACCCGACCCAGAGCUGGUACGGCCCGGUUCAUGUGCCAGGCGGAAGGGGUCCCCCAACCACGCAUCAGCUGGCUGAAGAAUGGCCAAAAGGUGCACCUCAACGGCAGGAUCAAGAUGUACAACAGGCAACUGGUGAUCACCCAGAUCAUCCCUGAGGACGACGCCAUCUACCAGUGCGUGGCGGAGAGUGAGUACGGCAUGGUGCUGUCCCUGGCGCGGCUCAUCGUGGUCAUGUCGGAGGACCGUCCAAGCGCUCCCAGGAACGUCCACGCCGAGACCAUCUCCAGCUCCGCCAUCUUGUUGGCCUGGGAGAGACCGCUGUACAACGCAAACAAAGUCAUCGCCUACUCUAUCCAUUACAUGAAGGCUGAGGGUCUGAACAACGAGGAGCUCCAGGCCGUUAUCGGCAACGACACCACCAGCUACAUCAUCGAGGACCUGGAGCCCGCCCGCAACUACACCUUCUACAUUGUGGCCUACAUGCCCAUGGGGGCCAGCCGUAUGUCCGACCAAGUCAGCCAACACACCCUGGAGGACGUGCCCCUGCGGACCCCGGAGCUGAGCCUGACCAGCCGGAACACCAGCGACAUUCAGGUUGGCUGGCAGCCGCUGCCGGCCAAGCUGAGCCGAGGCCGGGUGUCCGCCUACCGGCUGUCCUACCGCACGGCGGCGGACCCCGACGUCACCGCCGUGGACCUGCCCCGCGACGCCACCGAGCACCGCCUGGGCGACCUGGAGCCCGACACCAUCUACCUGCUCCGCAUCGCCGUGGCGACCCGCGUGGGCUGGUGCGAGCCCAGCGCCUGGACCUCCCACCGCACGCCCAGGGUGUCGAGCAGCAAAGUGCCCGCUGCCCCCCUCCUCCACCUGGAGCCCCUGAACUGUACCUCCGUCAUCGCCCGCUGGCAGACAGCCCCCGGAAGCGUGGUGGUGCAGGGUUACCGCCUGUCCCACCACGAGGAGGGCCUCCCUGAGCAGCCCGCCGUCCAGCUCCCGGCCCUGCUCUCACACUACACCAUCAGCGGCCUCGAUCCAAGGACGAAGUACCAUGUGAAGCUGUUGGCCUUCAGCCAACUUGGAGACGGCUACCAGUCAGACCAGACCAUCAGCACUCCUGGAUGUGUUUCGGUGAGAGACCACCUGUCCUCCGUGCCCCCGGCCCCCAGUCACGUGACCAUCACGGCCAACGGGUCUUCUUCGGUGGUGGUGCGCUGGAGUCGCCCGGCCUUCAUGGCGGGGAAGGCCCUGAGCUUCAGUGUCCGCUGCACCCCCGUGGGGACGCACAACGCCACCGCCGUACGCUACCUGCAGACCAUCAAGCAGAACAUGACAGUCCGGAACCUCAGUCCAAACACGCGCUAUGAGUUUGUGGUCCGUCUUCAACUGGACCAGAUGUCCAGUCCCUGGAGCUCGGUGGUCUACCACCAGACCCCCGCCGCCGCCCCCACCCAGCCGCCGUUGGCCGUGCGGAUGACCCUGAUCGAGGACGACACGGUGCUGGUGUCCUGGCGGGAGCCUGCGGACCCCCUGCUGGUGGUCACCCACUACACCCUCCUCUACGCCUCGCAGAAGGGCUGGCUGGCCGGGCGCUGGAUGAUCCUGCAGCGGGACGGGAGCAACACCAUGGCCCUGCUGGAGAAGCUGGAGCCUGGGAACAUCUACCUGGUGAAGAUCUGUGCUGCCAACCAGUUCGGAGAAGGUCCCUACUCCAGCCUGGUGGACGUGGCCCUGCCCCGGGCCAGCGGGCACCGCAGCAAGACCCCCCGGCACUCGGACAGCUUCACCGAAACACCAGCCCAUUCCAACAGCGUCUACCACAUAGACCAGCGAUCGAUGACAGGCAUCAUCGUGGGCGUCUGCAUCGCGCUUUCCUGUAUCGUCUUGUGUGCCUUUAUCCUCAUCAACAAGGGAAGAUCCAGGAAACCGUCCGGUCGGAAGAUGGUCGGCGUGCUGAGCGGCGACGGGGCGCAGGCGGGCAGGCAGCCGCCCUCGGAGAACGCUGAGGUCCUCGUACCCAUGAUGAGACCGCCAUUCAUAGACGCCAAGGGCGGACCCAGCAUGCUGCUCAGCCACCCCGGUCCGCUGCACAGCGCCACCAGGACCAAGAAGUGGCGACUCUUCUCCAGGGAGAAGCGAAAUCCAAACAUAAGUGAUGCGGAGAAGAGGGCUUGCCUGUACGAGGCGGGUAAGACGGUCCUGCGGUACGAGGAGAGGCCGGGGUCCGCUGCCCUGCCGCCAUUCUCCCGGGAGAUCAUCUUUGGUCCGCAGCCCCACCAGGACCAGCCCCCCGAGAGCUGGCACACCGGCGAGGGCAGCCAGGAGACGGCCGACUCGGGACACUACUCCCAGGAGGAGACUAGCAGCUCCUCGUCAGGCAGCAGCCACGGCCCAGCGGAACCGCCUUUCUCCCGUUCUGCCGACGGCCCCGCGGUCGCCGCCGUGGUUGGGGAGCUCACUCCAUCGCUCAGGGUGGAAGACAACAAGAUUGAAACCUGCGCCCUCCCUCACUGGCCCCCUGAGGCGCUGAUGGUCUCCCUGCCGUCCGUGUUCCCGCCCCACCCAGCCGGUUCCUGACACCUCCGCCCUCCACAGCCUUUUUAGACCCACCACCACCACCAGUGACCCUUCUGGGCUCCCUGACCUGCAGGCUCUUCAGGGACAGAGAUCAGGGAGCCGGCGACGAGGGCUGAGGUGGUGCUUCUUCUGGCAUAUCUCAGGAUUUAAGCUGUUGUUGUUACUACUUUCUUUCUUUCCUUUUUUUUUUUUUUUACUAUCUGCCUUUGUGUGUGUCGUGUGUCUGUGUGUUUGUCUCUAUGUCUGUCUUUCUGUCUGUCUGGCUAUGUGUGUGUGUGUGUAUAUGUGUGUGUGUCUAUGUGCGGGCAUGUGUUGUGCAUUGUCUGACCUGAACCAAAGCUCACCUAUGAUGAAUGUUUAAAAGAAUGUCAAGAAAUGUCUUUCAAUUUCGGAUACGUUUUCAUUGUAUUUAAUUUCUUCCACUGGAGCAGCAGGAGCGAUCAAUCCCUUUGAAACUCACUGUCUACCUCAACUGUCUGUUUCUGUAUGUACCUUUCUACCUCCUUUUAUCGUAGUAGGUGGUGCAGUAUUUUGACAAGACUCAGGGGGCAAGGUUGAAGCAUUUUAACGUCUCGUCUACCUGUGUCGGUGCGUUAUCGUUGGGUGGGGUUUGGUUUUACCGCCAUUUCUCCACAUAUUAUUUACUGAUUUUAUUAACUGCUUUUUAUAUGUCACAUUUCAUAGCAUGCUGUGAAAAGAAUAAGUGCAUUAGACAUUGUCUGACUUUUGAGUAAUAUCAUACCAAAAAACGACGGCUGGCAUCUCAGUGCACUGGUUUCUAAUAGCUUUAACAUGGCCUUAUUGCUGAAGGGCAUGGCGUUUUAUGGAUAAGGUGGAUCCAAAGACGGGAAUGUGUCCAAAGAAUGAUGAAUUUUUAAGUGCUACCAAAAAAUAAUACUAUGUAGAUGUACAUUAAGAGUGUAUAUUCCGAACCUUUUUCUUAGCGACGAUCUAAGGAACCCAGGAGGGGUGGUAUGAAUGGUUUUGCUGAAUAUGUAUUACUUUUCCCUUAAUGCUAUUGUUUCUUGGGGAAAGCUUUAACACAAGACUCCUUGCCUUGUGUUCCACUUGCCUUCUAAAGAGCUGCUGAGUGCAGCAGGGACACCGACGCUAUUAUCCAAAGAGUUGUACGCUUCCUCAGAUGGGUUUCGCCUCAUAUCCUUCUGCCUUGGCUGUGAUACGGUAGAUAUUAUGGACAACAGACCAAAGAUUGUGGGUUCUGCGAGUGAUAGAUUAUGAUGGUGACGAUAAGAUUUAUUUUAUCAAGGGAUAUCUGUCACUACUACUUCUCCAUAAAAAUAAUACUGAAUUGGGAAGAUCUGUCCUUUCAUAACAUCCCUAUGUCUUGUCUUGAUGAAGACAUGGAUGCUGACUAUCAAAAUAUUGACCCUCUGUGUGAAGAGCAACAUAAUCAAAUUUUAUAUCUAUAUAACAAAAUAAAUCUUGCCUAAGAAACUUGAGAAGUCUCUGCUAUUAAGUGAUUUGUUCUUUCUUUGGUUUGCAUUUUGGAAAAAUAUUGCAUAUAAAUGUGAUGGUAUUUUAAGAGUUUUAGAAGACGUUUUAUCAGGAUAGUCCGUUGCGUUGUGUCAAGCUUGAGAGAUCAAAUUGUGUUCCACUGUCGGUUUGGUCGUGUCUAUUUAAGAACACUUUAAGGUUGUUACAGUUACACAGAACUUUGGUUUGAUUUUAACUUUUGGCAUAUUCCUUUGUUCCAAAAUCCCAAACUUCUUUUGAUCCAUGUCUGAACCUGAUUUUUAAUGGUUUGUCGUGUAUUUUUCCCCUGUGGAAUGGAUUGGUAUAUAUGGCCAAAUGGUGUUCGCUAGUUGUUAAUCUACCUGAAUUCCGAUGCCAAUUGAAAAGGAGAAUUUGUUCUUAUUGUUAUUAUUUAACUUGUGCUUCUCUCAUUUCAACUUCCAUAUUUUUUUGGUCUUUUCUGUUCUGAAAUGUUUUAAAUCCCUCUUUGAUACUCUCAAGAUGGCCACGGGUAGAAAAUAAAACGAUCACUGAAAAACAGAA